CAGCCUGUGGGCGUGGCAGCUUCGGAGGAAGUUGAUCUGUGUGAGGAAAAUGGUUUUCCAUUUCUGAGUGGUCAUCACGUGCCUCCUACCAUUGCAAGAAAGGUCAUUACAGUUCCAAGUCCAAUUGGUUUGCCGCAUGCGAUCUCCAGCUCAGGAGGCAGAAUGCCGUCAGCAUCUCCUCCGCCCACAGGCAAUCAUCACAGUAACCAUACUGGCUAGGCUAGAGGGUUCUCCUAUCGCGAGUGCGCCCAUCGUUGACAGUGCGAAUGCGCGAGAGUCGAAGUCGGUGUGCAGGUGGAUGUGGGCCGCGGAUGGAAGCGCAGCAUUUCCUUUCAGGUGAAACCCUCAAGAGGCGAAAGCCGCAUAGCCUUGAACGGAGCUUGUGCCGUAGUGUUGGCCUUUCACUAGACGGCACCGUGCCGAGGCCAAAAUGUCAAAACAGUUAUCAGAGCCAGAGCGUCGUUGUGAUGGGCUUGCGCAAGAUUCGCUUUAGCAAUUAGCCAUUCUCAGCUAUCUAGUACUAGUCAGUAGAGCCGCCAUGCCGCAUUCGUCAGAAGCGAUCACUUCGCCGUCCCAAUCCCAAUCCUCGUCGCUCGCCGUCAAGCCGUGGUCCGCAGAGGAGGACGCGGUUCUGCUGCGCCAUGCGCUGCAUUGCGGCACGAGGCAGUGGGGAGAGUUGGGGAGGAGCGGUCAGCUGAAGAGAAACAACAAGUCGUGCUGUAAUCGUUACAUCUUCCUCAGAAGGAAGUUCGUCCAACGCUUUCAGCAGAAUCUCCUGCGAGAGCAGCUGGGAGGCGCUGCAUUUCCUCAGCACAUAGCCUUGGAGGCGCACAGCCAGCUGCUGCUGAGGCGUGACGGCCAGCAGCAGCAGCAUCAGCAGCAGAAGCACCAGCACCAGCAGCAGCAAUACUGGCACCAACCGCAGCCGCAGCAGCAGGGGCAGCAGGGUGGCGUGGGUUCACCCGGGUCGCAAUCGCCUGCUCUUACUUUCGGCGGGCUGUCGUUUGAAGAGUGCAGGAGCGUCUUCCUCUCACCCAAUGCGCGCCCACUAACAGCCCAGGCGAGCCUCGCGUCUGCCAGCACUGCUGCUGCCUCCAAUGCUGCUUUCCCCGGUGCCUCUUUCUCCAGUGCCUCUCUCUCGGGUGCGUCUCUCCCUGGUGCCGCUGCUGACUCCAACGCUCCUGCUGUGUCCAACGCUGCUGUGUCCAAUAUUGCUGCGACCAGUGACCGUGCUUCUGAUGCCGAUGCAGUGGCGAGUGGAGCGAUGAUCUCCAGUUCAGCUGCCCUCAGCCUGCCCAUGAAGCGACCCACGGAGGACUGGCGAGGCCCUACGCCUGACCCACUGCUGCCAGGCCGAGCUGAAAGGUGGGCCGGCUGCAUAUUGAGGCACUCCCAGUCGUUGGAGGAGCGUUUUCAGCUGCAGGGGUCGGGGAGCGGUCUCCUCGAUGAUCUGCUGCUGGAGGCGCAUCGCCACCAGCGGGGCGGAGGGAGCAGCCGGCAGCAGCGGGUGGUGUGGCCUCGCGUGGAGUCGGAGAGCGCCCUUCCAGACGAUGGGUUUCUGGGAUUCAGCAGCCAGGACCCUGGCUUCAUCAUACAGGUUGCAGCACUGCCAGCUCCAUUGCUCAACCAGCUCCCUCUCCUACCUGAUUCCGCUGGGGGGGGGUUGAGCACCUGCCUUGGACAGAUGUUCUCAGUUGGAAAUAUUUCUGCAAGGCAGGAGCUGAUCCCGCCCAUGACCGCAUGCAGUGCGAUGCCAGAAAGCGACUCUCUUCCCCUCCCCACCCCUGCACCUCACCAGUGGUUGCCUGGGCCUGGGCCCCCUGUGCCCAUGCCUCGCCUGCCAUCCGCCUUAACCCCGUGUACUUUCUCCCGCCUCCCCCUCGCGAGUGAGCCUCAGGGACGGGCGCAGGCAGUCACAGGUGCUGGGGCAUUCGAGGCGACUAAAAGGCCAGCCCUGCCAGAGUGGGCGAUCGUGCCGGGAGGGAGGGGGGAGGGAGUUCCUCAGACGCACAGGCACCAGCAGCGGCCGGUCGUUCCUCAGCGCCUAGAGCUCCAACCCAUUCCCUCCAUCGCAAAAAGUGCAACGUUCACAGAUCGUUUUCACCAUUCGAGCUCGGGCAUAAAGUCGGAAAUCGUCCGCCAAGUGUUCGCCAAAUGUUUUUUUCUCGUUUCUUUGCACGUAAAUGAUUCGCGAGUCUUCUGCGGAUGGGAUGUUAUGCGAAUGAGUUGUUUUGUGAAUGUUACACCUGAAUAAUAAACAUGUUCCCAUGGCUUAUAU
Messenger RNA from Closterium sp. NIES-67, 2278 nucleotides. Lineage: Eukaryota; Viridiplantae; Streptophyta; Zygnematophyceae; Desmidiales; Closteriaceae. The record is from the annotation of a GenBank genome assembly.